CAUCAAGGACCCGGAACUUGUGCUCGUCUCGUGAGAAAUGAUGACAACAUUUUCACGACAAAUGGACGCAGACGAAAGGAAGUAAAGGUGAACAAGGGAAGAAAACAUGUAGAUCUGUUUCAGGCAACAAGCGGGCUUAAAGAUCUAACCCCAUGACAUGGAGGGUUUUCUUGACACUAAACUCCACGAGGCAGUUCGCUAUGGUGACACAAACCUCGUUGAGAGUGCCCUCAAGGAUGACUUGGAUCCCAACGCAAUUGGUCUGUACCAAUGGAGUGCGCUGCAUGAAGCAUGCAGUAAUGGCGAUUUAGAGAUUGUCAGACUUUUACUUCAGUUCAAAGGUGACCCUAAUGCUAAAGAUGACCUGCAUGGUUGUACAGCAGUCCACUAUGCUGGAAGAGAGGGGCAUGUAGAUUGUUUAGAGGCGCUUCUUGAGAACGGAGGUCGUCACAAUGUGGCUAACAACGAUGGAGAAACUGGACUCGAUGUUGCUGUCGGUAAAUGCAAGGAGAUACUGGACAAGAAACGAACGGAAGAACUUAUCACAACAUCAGUCAAAAGGAAACCGAGACACUACGAUAACGAGGUUAAAGUCUUUCGAGAUGACAACCCUGAGAAGGCAGGGAAAGAUAAUAUCUUGAGUGAAAGAGAAGGAGCUACAUCUCCUACCCCCUCCUUUAAGAGUGACACGCCCACAGCUUGGGAUGCAAUACAGGUUCAAGAGACGAAUGCCGAACCGAUCAAAGAUGCAGGCACUGGACAUCUUCAACUGUCCUUUGAGUAUAACUCACGUACGUCAAUCAUGAAGAUUCGGGUGUGGCAGCUUGAGGAUCUUCUCUUACCACCAGCUGAAGUGGCAAAUGUUACUCGCCUCAGCAUCAAAAGUCGUCUUCUUCCAGACAAGAAGGGUGAUUCCAAACGAAAGACAGAGGACGCACGCUUAGAAGAUCCAGCUAAGAUGAAAACCAGCUUAGUAAGCGUCAAACGUAAAUCAGCGAAGGAAAGUUUCAAAGCCAUCUACCUCCCCUGUACAUUCCUAUUUACUAAACCACUGGAGUACAAAAACAUCACUAAGGAGAUCGUUGAGAGUAAAACCGUUCAUAUUGACGUUAACGUUAAGCACAAGUAUACAAAUAAAAGUUUCACAGUGGCCAACUUGCAACUCCCUCUGAAGGAAGCUGUCCGCAAGCUUCGAAAGAGAAAGUACAGACUUCAUCCAUGCAUUAAUUACUCGAUGCCGGAUAAUGUUCAUUCUUACGACCCAAGUGAUCUUGUUAUCGUCUCGGAGGGGAUGUACACUAAUAAGACAGUGAGUAAUCCAAACCUUCGCUCGUCUUCCGAACAGAGUUUGAAAGUUGCGGGAGAGCAGCGGGCCACUAGUGACAUCAACUUACAGACUGUGCGCUGUCACUCAACUGAGAGCAUCCCGUCAGUUUCUUUAAGCAUACCUGACGAUGAACAGAUGGACCAUGAUGCAUUGCAAGCCAUCACCGUUAUGAAUGACUCUCCGAGAUCUACGCAUCUCAGUCACAGCAAUCCAGACAUCCAUGUUGUAGAAAUUCAUGAAAUGAACACUCUUCUUCCAGGGACCAUUGACUCUGGUCUCUCGGAGGUCAAAGUUGAGUCCCCGUCACUCUCCAGGUUCAGCAGGAGCACUCCAAAUAUUCCCGUCUUACAAAUUGAAGAUUUGGAAGGUGAAACUCCCGUGAAGAAACUGACCCGACCGACGUCUCCACCGAAUAGACUAGCUGUUCCUCCUGCAUCCUACCACAGACCACGGAAGCAAAGUUCAUCCUCUCGACCAAAGCAAGAACCAUCGGACGCAGUUAAUCUUAGAAGAAGCACAAAGAGUCAUGACAGGACUACUGAACCUCCGAAACCAGGUCGAGCUAUUCCCAUCUCUGCUGUCCACAAAUAUCUCGGUAGCAGCGAUAGUUAUGAUGUUGCCAAGGAAAUGAUAAGUCACAGUAAUCCUGCUGGAGUUUUCCACAUAAGCGAAAAGGAGGCUCUCGGCAGGAAGGAGACAAUAAUGUCAAAGGUCAAGGAUAAGAAGAAAGAGCAUAAAGGAGGACACCAAAAACUUCUAAGAACAUUUAGUGAAAAGGAAGGCAUCUUCUCGCCUGUAUUCCAAGAUGAUGAAGACCACUCAAGUAAUGCAAAGUACAGUGAGAUAAGUGAGCUGUCAACAGCGACAACUAAACUCUCUGCCUCAAAAUUCAACAAAGCACUCAGUCAGAAGUCCGAGGCUUCUGAUGGUAAGACCUCAAAAACCUCAAAGAGAAGAGAUAAACACUCUAGGGCUGCGCUUCCAAUGUCUCAGUUGACUUUAUCUCCAAAUAAUCUACCGGAAGUGCAGACUGUUUCUGAGACACAGUUUGGAAACUGGAAACCCGGGAAACAUUCAACACCGAAAAAAUCCUCACCAAGAGAUAAGCCGUCACCAGAAAGAGUUGAUGCUUCAUCUAUAAGCGUAGCACCGAACACACGGGGUAGGGUACCAGACCAAGACUUCCCUCAACCUCUUACCCAUGGCUUGAUGCACACUGAUCUUAAUAGAACCACCUCACCGACAUCCUUGUCCCUGAAGAGACCAACCUCACCGAUGUCACUGACCCCUGACCGCCUUGGAUCUCCUCGAGAUCUCAACACCUCAUCGCGCUCUUCCAGCCCAGGCUCCGAGGCCAUGGUUCAUUUUUUAUCAGAGACUGAAAACCAUGAUCGACGACCGAGGCAAACCACCCCAGGAAGACGGAUAAAGUCCCCGACACGUGAAACGCAACCGCGACCUCACCGAAACCACGACCCGAUGGAGUUUGAGAUGAGUCCACUUCGUCUUGACCCAACAUUCAAAACGGAAAUGGCAACGCCGGAGUUCAAACUGAAAAUGUUCCAGCGUACUAGCAAAGAUCCCCAUCCUGCCAUACCGCAUGUUAUACAAUCCGCCCGGAAAAAACAGCUGUUGAAUUCCCAGCAGGAGGUAUCAGAUCCAUUUUUUAUUCCCGAGUCCCCCUCUGGAUCCCCAAUGGUGAAUGAGUCUCAUUCCAAUCGACACAAAGUGCAGGCGGGGAAAAUUGAUUUGCCCAGUGAUGGGAAAACAGAAAUGAAACGGGGAGAAUUGAGAGCCGUUGAAAAUCAGUCGGUUGUCCGAGUCAAGCAAAGUUGGCUUUGAUAAAACCUUUAGCCAUAACACUUACGCAAAUUCAAGAAAUGAAAUCGGACUCAAUGAUCAAAUAUCCUAUUUAUUUAAUAUCCAUAAAAAUGCCAAAGAAAUGUUCAAAUUCUCGCGGGGAAAAAUGAUCAAGAAAGAUGAUUUAACUCAGGUAUCAAAUGAGUUAUGUGCAGUAAUUACCUACAUGUAUUUCAGAACAGUUAUUUUUAUAGUUCAUAUAUCUGAAAUAAUAUGUGCACAAUGUCGAUUUAUUGUUAAAGAAAAGUGCAGUAGUGAACCCUAAUUAUUAAGAGCAGGCUAAAUCAGGUCUUGCUUAUAAAGAGUACAUUCUAAAGUCAUAAAUUUAAUUUCUUCUUUGUGCGUCUUUGUUUUGCUGUCCUACUAUAACAUUCGUGUUGAUAUAAAGAGGUGAUUUGGCCAGUCCCAUUGAUCUUGUUAUACAAACGGAGUCAACUCUACAACUUUAAAUUCAUUCCUGUCACAUAGUUUGUUGGUAAACACAGCACCUAGCCUAUAUCACUCUCUAUAGAAUACUAUGAAAAACUUGUUUACUUGUUUGCACCAUUUAGCUUAUUUUAAUUGCUACAAUCGAAGCACAUGUAGGAGAAGUCAAUGUUGUUAGCCGUUUUCAAUGUCCAAGACUUUGAUACUCAAACCUGUAGGCUACAUUUGUUUCUGGAAGACAAAAAGUAAAUUGAGAUUCAAACUUGUUUUCUUUUUUUUAUAUAGUUUAUUGUCCGGUAACUUGUGAACACACUAAAUGGUAACUUCACUUUAUAUUUGCAGAUUUUCUGACUAUACAUUUGAUUACAUACCAUAGUUAUCGUAGCAUACGAUGGACCCGUAGGUCGAGCCAUUUAAAGACACUGGACACUUAUGGUAAUUAUUGUCUCUCACUUCGUGUAU
Asterias rubens (European starfish) is the source of this 4075-nucleotide messenger RNA. RefSeq lists its product as uncharacterized. NCBI's taxonomy places the organism in Eukaryota, Metazoa, Echinodermata, Asteroidea, Forcipulatida, Asteriidae. Bases 158 to 3169 code for a protein of 1003 amino acids. The record is from RefSeq and is a predicted model, not a curated record. The transcript has 6 exons. Gene Ontology annotation, molecular function: protein binding.